Messenger RNA from Pan troglodytes (chimpanzee), 1162 nucleotides. It is a transcript of the gene GMNC, whose product is annotated as geminin coiled-coil domain containing. Gene Ontology annotation, biological process: negative regulation of cell cycle; negative regulation of DNA replication. The transcript is spliced from 5 exons. Lineage: Eukaryota; Metazoa; Chordata; Mammalia; Primates; Hominidae. The coding region runs from base 60 to 1064 and encodes 334 amino acids. The record is from RefSeq and is a predicted model, not a curated record. Gene Ontology annotation, cellular component: nucleus.
CUGGUUUUACUGAAAAAUUGAGUGGGCUCAGUUUCUGCAGCGCUUUCUGCCACUGCAAGAUGAACACCAUUCUGCCUUGCCAAGACCAGUACUUUGUAGGAGGCCAGAGCUAUAAUUGCCCGUAUUCCACUACAACGUCAGAAUCUAGUGUUGACGUUUCCACGGAGACUUGGGUCUCUUUCUGGGCUGCUGGUCUCCUGGACAACAGAGAGCUCCAACAAGCACCACAGGCACAGGAAUCAUUCAGUGACUCAAAUUUUCCUCUUCCGGACUUGUGCUCAUGGGAAGAGGCUCAGCUUUCCUCUCAGCUGUACAGAAAUAAGCAGCUGCAAGAUACCCUGGUGCAGAAGGAAGAAGAACUCGCCAGGUUACACGAAGAGAAUAAUCACCUCAGACAAUACCUGAAUUCUGCUUUGGUUAAAUGUCUUGAAGAAAAGGCCAAGAAAUUGCUCUCAUCUGAUGAGUUCUCCAAAGCAUAUGGAAAAUUCAGGAAGGGGAAGAGAAAAUCCAAAGAGCAAAGAUACUCUCCUGCUGAGAUUCCCCAUCCCAAAAAUGCCAAAAGAAACCUCUCUAGUGAAUUUGCUAACUGUGAAGAACAAGCUGGGCCCCCUGUGGAUCCCUGGGUCCUUCAAACACUUGGGUUAAAAGACCUUGACACUAUCGAUGACACCUCAUCAGCUAACUACAGUGCCCUCGCAUCUCAUCCCAGAAGAGUCGCCAGCACAUUUUCCCAGUUUCCGGAUGAUGCAGUUGAUUAUAAAAAUAUCCCCGGAGAGGAUAUGCCAAUUGACUAUAGAGGUGACAGAACAACCCCCUUGUACAGCACUGCCACUCAUGGAGAAGAUUUCCACAUCCUUUCUCAACUUUCAAAUCCCCCAGUGGGGCUGAAAACUCUUCCUUACUAUACUGCUAAUGUGUCACCCAACAAGACAGAGAUGGCAUUUUCCACAUCCCUGAGCCCUCAUUGUAAUGUGAAAACUCAUUCCUUCCACCAGGGACAAGCCUUUGUGCGUCGAGAUGAGGAGGGAGGCUGGAAGUUUACCUGGGUCCCUAAGCAGUCUUAGUGACCCCUCUUUUAUCACAAAGCACUGCCAUGAACUCUGUUUACAAAGACCUCUCUUGCACUUGAAUUUGACUAUGUGGAACACAGAAGCUGUUGCUU